AUGACAACUACACAACCAGCAGACGUUCAAAUUGUCAAAUCUAUUCCAAAUGGGGUCAAGUUUGCUUUUGGCGGAUUGGCCGGGUAAAUCUUUUUGUCUCUGAUAGGUAUAGCAAGCUUUUUUUCUUCUUAGAAUGGGUGCUACUCUAGUUGUUCAACCUUUGGAUCUUGUCAAAAAUAGAAUGCAACUUUCCGGUACUACAGGUUAGGAGUUCAUUUAGGCAGAAUUUUUCCUAUUGUUUUACUUUUUUUUCAGGAAAGAAAGAAUACAGGUCAAGUUUUCACGCGCUAACAUCGAUCAUCAAGAACGAGGUAGAGAACAACUGGGAAGAAGUUGAAUCAUUCAUUUUUUUUUCAGGGGCUUUUCGCAGUUUAUAAUGGCCUUUCCGCUGGUUUAUUACGUCAAGCGACGUACACAACCACGCGUUUAGGAACCUAUACCUACCUUCUGGAGAAAUUCUCGAAGUUUUCGAAUUUGCGCUCUAAACCUUAACUUUCUGCUUCUCAGAGAUUCAGCCUCGACGUCGUUCGCAAUGAAGGCGUCACUGGGAAUGGCAGCCGGAGCGAUUGGUUCCUUUGUUGGGACACCCGCAGAGCUUGCGCUUAUCCGGAUGACAAGUGGGAGGAAGUCAGAACAAAAUCGAAGAUUUCGAUAUUUAGGCGAUGGCCGAUUGCCGCCCGAGCAGCGACGCAACUACAAAAGUGUCGUCGAUGCGCUUUCUCGCACCGUUCGCGAAGAAGGAGUUCUCACUCUGUGGAGGGUUCGUCUUUCUUUUCAUUCGAGCGCCUAAAAAUACUUACAACGUUGAAUUGAACAUAGGCAUACAAAAGAGCUUUUAAUGUCGAAAUGUGCAUCGCGGCAUUGGAUUUGAAUUUUUUUUUGGUUUGCGAAGCUCUUUGUUUAGGUCUGAAUGAUUUUUAUUGUCUUUUUUCGAGUGGCAUCGUUAAAAUUCUGUUUUUUUUCCUAACAAAAGAAGUUUUUUUGGUGGCCUGUUGAUGAAGCUUCAAAGUUUGCACGCUGAUUAAGUACUGAUAAGGCAGAGGGUAUGGUGUAGUGGUUAUCGUCCUUGCACCGCGGAGACUAUGACCAGGGUUCGAAUCCUUUUCAAGAAAGUAUCUUUUGCUAAAAUUACUUUCUAAAGAAUCUAUCGGAAUUUUCGAAAUCGAACAAGUUUUUCAUUUUGAGUUGGUUUAACAAGAUUUUUGAUGAUACUGAAUUUUACCGGCUCAUAGACUGAUAAAACAGAUCGCGGAAAUUAAGUUGUACAUGGUUUUCAAUCAUUGGUAAAACCCAGUAGAUAAUUCGUAAAAAAAAAAGUUAAAAUUUACGUAUAAAAUUUGAGAAGAAAAUCUUGGUCGAUUCCAACAAUGUUAUAAGAUUCCUCACAGAGAAUUUUUGGCAAAAAGAGAUUCUUGAAAAACAUUGGAACCCUAGUCGUAGUCUACGCGGUGCAAGGACGCUAGUACCACUACACCACGCUAGCCACUGGAGAGGAGGCUUACACGACGCAGAUGCCCUCUGGCCUUGAAGUACUUAUUCAGCGUGAAAAUUUUGAAGCUUCAUGGUUCGUAAACGAGAUCCAUUGCGAGAAGUUUUGUUCGUGUUCCUGAAAGAGGAGGUCUUAAAGCACACUCCAGCAAAGUUUCAUCAGAAGUUCAACCGGCCAUCAAAAGCACUUCCCUUGUAAGACUGACUCGAAGUUUUAGGGCUGCACUCCCACUGUUCUGCGCGCCAUGGUAGUAAACGCGGCUCAACUUGCGACUUACUCUCAAGCCAAACAGGCUCUUCUCGGAAUCGGCUACGUUCAUGACGGUAAGCUUAUUCUCUUUUACAAGUUUUGCAUGAAAACUGAAAAAAAAAAUUUGAAAAAAAAAAACUGAAAAAAAAAACUUUUUUUUCCAACCAAAUAGUCGGCAAAAACACUACCCUGGCAAACUCAAAUCUCUCUUAACUUUUUUUUCUGUUGAUUUUUUUCUGGAUUCCUUAUAUCGUUUAUGGUAUAAUCUUUCUUAUUUUUUUGUCUGAAGCUCAAAAAAAGUUGAUCAGUCUAUACAUUUUUCGAAAUAUUACAACUUCGAAAAAUUCCAUAAGUUUACCGUUUUUCUUGUUCUCCUUAAUGUAUAAAUUUAGUCAACUAUUUAAUUAUUUAUUCCGCGUUCAAAGAUACGUUGAAUAAUAUAAGGAAAUGCGGCGAAUUACGGUUAAGAAGCCACUUGACAAUACUUAUUGUUUCUGGGAAAUACCCUUGAAUCUAAUUCUCAGCGCGCGUCAAAUAAGCUCUGAUCGUGGCAUCGAACUGUGGGUCUUGAAGAAGUAAUUUUAUAAGUAGCAGAAGAUGGAAGAAUCGAGGAUUUUCAGGCGUUUUUUGCCACUUCCUCGCUUCUAUGGUCUCUGGUUUAGCCACGACGAUUGCCUCAAUGCCCGUCGACAUUGCCAAAACAAGGUGAGAAAAAUAAACCUUCCUUUUAAAAUUUCUUUUAAUGCUGUAGAAUCCAGUCAAUGAAGGUGAUCGACGGAAAACCGGAAUACAAGAAUGCGUUUGAUGUUUGGGCCAAGGUAUUCUUUCAUCACGAUAUCAACUACGGAAGUGUGUUUAAGGUCAUCAAAAACGAGGGAGUUCUGGCCCUGUGGAAGGGGUUCACGCCGUACUACAUGCGUCUGGGACCUCACACAGUACUAACUUUCAUAAUUCUCGAGCAAAUGAACUCGGCUUAUUACCGCUUGGUUUUGAAGUCAGAGGCAACUCGCGGAGGCCUCUGA
Caenorhabditis auriculariae is the source of this 2760-nucleotide messenger RNA. The record is from the annotation of a GenBank genome assembly. Lineage: Eukaryota; Metazoa; Nematoda; Chromadorea; Rhabditida; Rhabditidae.